AUGCCCCGCCGCGGCGCAAAUUCGUCGUUCGGCAGCGACGCCAUCACGACGACCGCGCUCCCCCAGAAAACUCAAUGGCCAGCGACAUUCACCGACGGUCUACCCUUACCCAAGAUAGUGGUCUUCGAUCUGGACUACACACUCUGGCCAUUUUGGGUCGACACACAUGUCACGGGGCCGCUCAAGGCGCAAGAAGGCGGGCUGAAGGUCAAGGACCGAUACGGCGAGGGCUACGGCUUCUAUGCUGAUGUUGGAGGCAUUUUAGACGCGCUCAAGCAAAAAGGCAUUCUCAUCGGCGCCGCCUCACGCACACACGCACCCGAUCUCGGCCGUGAGAUGCUCAAGCUCCUCAAGAUACCCAGUUCCACUUCCUCCUCAUCGUCGCGCGCCAUAGACUACUUCGACCACCUGCAAAUAUACCCCGGAAACAAGACAACCCACUUCGAGCGGAUACACAGGGAUUCAGGCAUUGAGUUUGAGGAUAUGCUGUUUUUCGAUGACGAGAGUCGGAAUAAGAAUGUCGAGGUGCUUGGGGUAGUCAUGCAACUGAUACUAGACGGAGUUACAAUCAAUGAGAUCGACGCGGGUGUGAGGAGUUGGAGGAAGAGGCAUAACAAGGUGCCCAACUAG
Molecule: messenger RNA, 630 nt
Organism: Paraphaeosphaeria sporulosa
Lineage: Eukaryota; Fungi; Ascomycota; Dothideomycetes; Pleosporales; Didymosphaeriaceae
Product: magnesium-dependent phosphatase-1
Exons: 2
Coding region: 1-630 (209 amino acids)
Molecular function (GO): acid phosphatase activity
Source: RefSeq, a predicted model, not a curated record